Molecule: messenger RNA, 10779 nt
Organism: Trypanosoma brucei brucei TREU927
Lineage: Eukaryota; Euglenozoa; Kinetoplastea; Trypanosomatida; Trypanosomatidae
Exons: 1
Coding region: 1-10779 (3592 amino acids)
Molecular function (GO): protein binding
Source: RefSeq, a predicted model, not a curated record
AUGGAGGCGCCCGGGGGUCAAUUAACCAUCGCGCGGCUUGAAAUUCGGCGCUUUUGUCUCCAACCAGAGGAAUUAGUGCAGCGUUGCGCCCAGCCAAGCGCCGGUAGUGUUGGCGGUUCUGUACAGCUUUAUGUUUCAUUCACCACUCCGCGUGGUGUAGAGAUAAGUCUGCAAGGGGUGGCCGCCAACCAACAAACCGAUGAGAAGGGCGUAAGGCGAGUUCAGUGCGCAGCAAAUACAAACCUCAUGGAUGUUUCUUUUGUUGUGACACAACUCAAAACAGACGGGAUCCAGAAAGAUGGGUGUGAAUCCGUAAAGAGUGUUAUGUGUCAGGUUUGGUAUAGUCGAGCAGAGCAGCAGGAACAAGUUAUGAAAGGAGGAGGGGGAGAGGCUAAACUCCCCGUUAACAAUCUCGUGGAUGGAGACUGGUCGUCGUUUGAAGAUUCGCCUCCUUCCUCAAUAACAGCGUUGCCACAUGUUGAGGACGAAGAAAAGUUGGAGGAGAAAGCACCGGCGGCAGUUGAGUCGCAUUGGGAGGUUCUUGCAGAUGUCAGUCUUGAAAUUAUGAAAUAUGGUGUACAAACGGUCAAUUUUGCGAUGGGGGAUGUGGCAAAGGAGUACACUAGCGCGUCACUGCAAGCUUCGAUAUUCAUAGAGCCGAAGUUGCUUGCGGUAGAAAUAGAGGAAGCAGCUGCUCCACUCGCAACUAAACCUCCAGUUGAGACAACGCAACCGGGGUUACCGCCGGACAACAAUCCCUUAUCACUGGAUCACGGGACGGCUCCCUCGACAGGAUUUGCUGAGGAACGUUGUGGUGAAGCUACCUCUGCUCCUUCUGGUAGAUCCACUGCUGUCGGUACCGGUGAGGCACCAGUUUGUGGAGCGGGCGUGGUAGAAGUGCCAAAGGGAAAUAUGGAGGCAGCCACUCAAGAACAGGCAGAUACAAUGGUUGUUGUGCUUGCGGAGCAGCCGAAACAUAUGGGAGCACGAUGGCUACUACUACUAGAUAUGUCCCGAUGGGAUGAUUGUGAACCUAACGGUAGUGAUGAACUUAAACAAGAAAAAGUAAAUGUUGCCACCCAAGGUGCUGGUGAUGCCACUAGCCGGAGUGUAGUUGAGGGUGGCAUUCUGUUCCGGUUGGUGUUGUGUGGGGCGGAUGCGAACGUGUUAGCGUAUGGUUCUCCGUUCAGUGGGUCAUUGUGUCGCACCAGUGGUUGGAGCGAUGCCUUGCUGGCUGUCGGUGACGACAUAGUUGCUUGUUCCGUUGUCUCUGUAAAGCUUCAGAUGUUCAACCACAAUGCGAUGCCUAACUGCCAGACCGAUGCGGAGGCGACCGCUGAACCCUUACAGCUGAAUAACACGUCGCGUGAAGCGGCGAAGGCAUGGGUGACAGUAGCUUCCUCUCAACUUGUGCCGAUUGCUUCACUAUUAGCUUCACUGAAGGAGUCCUCGAUGCUCCCGAUACCGUUGACUGCGGUGGACCUCCCAAGUGCCGUAGCACCCCCGACCGAGUUCGUGUCUGUGAACAGAGGGCAAACGAUAAGUGCGCAAGCGAGUUUAGUUAGGGUUCCAGCUGUUGUCGGUGAAACAAAAAGUGUUAGACAUUGGAUGAAGACAAUCAGGAUCGCAACGGACUGCUUCUUCAGGAAAUCGUGUCAAACACUCGACACAGUCGCACCUCCAAGUGAGAUUAGUCUGCCAAAGGAAUGUGAGUGGAAACAAAGUGGAACGGGGUGGAUGUGCUCCGUUGAACUGAAUGUGUCUGCGGUGGUGCUACAAAAGGUGGUUCCUUACGUUGAUGCGGGUGCAGCGUGGCCUGUAACAGCGCUUUCCGUUUCUGGUGGUUGCGAAAUACUCCUUGAGGAAACUAAAAUGAGUGAUAUUUUCUUCAGUGCCUACACCGACAACGAGUGGUCCGAGACCCGACGCAGUCCAGUUUCCCAUUUUGACACCGUCGUUCAAGCCACGGUUAACGAGACGCAUCCCGUGGUUUUAAUUACGUUGCACAGUUCAGUAUCACAGGAAGUGCUGUUUGGUCACGCAGUUUUUGCUCCCCUUGGGUUAAGGCAGGAUGUAGGUCACGUGUGGUUACCAUUACAAUAUAAGAACCACAUUGGAUACCAUAAGCAUGGUGAGGACGACAGUUCCCCCACUGUAGGGUGGGUUCACUGUAGUUACAUUUGUGUGUUCUCUAGUGCGGGCGCCAGUUCUUCCUCUGUGACCGCGGGAAAUGAGGAGGUUCUUCAGCAACCUGUCCUGUUUCCCUCUCCAUUGUCAGUGCCCAAGUACAUCGCGUCCCCUUGUCUUACACCCGCUCUGCGAUGGAAUUCGAUAGAGGUGUGUAUUGUGAAGGCAAGCGACCUGCGUAUUGACGUGAAUUCAUCAUCGCGUUGCAGUGACGGUAAGGGCGGAAACGAUGGCGGCGCUGGUGGAAAUGUUGAGGGUUUCCUCCACGCUAGUGUGCAGCUUCUUCCCAAGUCUGACCUCAACCCGUUUGUUACUCCCGCUGCUUCUUACGAGUACCCUCACUGGAAUUCCACGUGCAGAGUAGGCAUUGCGGCAGCUGCAACACAUCUGAUCGUGCAGGUCCUUGUUGGUGACGGACGUGGCGGCGAAGGCAAAUCUGUUGGAAUUGUUGAUAUUACCCGCGUUGCCACUUCAGGUUUCUGGACUACAGCUUCGUGCGAUGGGGUGUGGUUGCCUCUGGUUUCCAACCACUCUUCAGGUGGCGAACGCCGUUACUGCGGUUCUCUGUUUAUCCGCUGGUCAUUUGGCUGCGUUGGAGAUCUGCCUAAAGAGGUCGUUAUCGGUAUGGGCGCUGCGCUGCGCCCUACGUGGAGCAACGUCGGCCUCCCCAGUGCCUCCACUGCCCACAACAAUCGGUUUGACAGGGGCCACUGGUUACGGUUGGAACGUGUGGAGGUACAAUUACCAUGGAGGUUGUGGCACAUGGGGCGUCAUUGUGAGGCACGGUGGAGGGAGGUUCUUGGCCUCAAACCCACGGAUAUGUUGCCGGACAUAACUCUUCGGCUACAAUCAGGAGAUUUUACACACGAAUCAAACUUGGUGCUGCUGUCCGCGGGUGGUUUCGGUUUUUGUCUGCGUGAAGCUGUUUUCCUUCCACUAACCGAUAACUUUAACGUGGUUGUGUGCUUUCGUUACCACGGAAAUACACUUGCCUCUGAGACGCCUGGUGGAAAGACAACCGCCGGGAGUGAAAUUUGUAACACAGUCACUGUGGCUGAAGGUGAAUUGUCUCUUUCUGCGCAAGACCGCGUAGAUCUUCUCACUUACCGUCAGCAGCAAUCGUGUCGCCGCAUAUUCAUGAGGGUACAUCCCCGGUCGAUUUCGCCACAUUUUAAUAUUCCUUUUGGUUUGCUUACCGCUGAGGUUACUUCUUCAGUUAUUAAACGAAACGACGAGAUCCGCUGGACUUGGCCUCAACCACAUAUCGCUGCGUCAGUGGAAUUGCAACUUGGAAAAGUUUUUUCCUUGCGGCGCCACGAUUCAAAGGACUGGCUUCCCGCUACUGCGAAUGCGGCGUCUCCUCGAUGGAUCGUAAAUGUUAGAGAAACGGGGUCCGCGUGCCCGGAACAAGAGGGAAGUAAUAAGGAACGGGUAACGGGUAUUUUGUUCGGUGCUUCACCCAGGGCGGCUGUUCUUCGUGGUGGAUGCAGCACCCGCAGUAGUGCAGUGAGUAACUUCGGCGGGCUAAGUUCCCAACACACAGGAGACGCUGCAGAGAAAUUGUACUUGCAUUGGCCACCCGCACCGCCGGGCGCUGAUCACAGACGACGCCCGCCACCUCCGACUAUCGAGCUUUUGCUUUCUCGCAUAGUGGAUAAUGACGCUGUGGACGUUGGUGGUGACUCGAAAGCCGCACCGAAAAUUGAGAAGGAAAGUACCGUGAACGUGGGGGUCGUGACGCUCAAUUUGGCCAGGUGCUUUUCAGAUUCCUCUGGGUCUAGCUUAUAUGAAUUGCACCACCCGCAAACGCCACCGACGGUGGCGGAAGGAAGACCUCCAACGAUCGGUUACGUGGAGCUGCACUACCUUCAUAACUUUGCACAAGAUAACAACACAAACCGUGGUGGACAGGAAACGGACAAGGUUGAGCAGGAGCAGCAUGACAGAUGCAGCAGACAUUCACUUCUGUUGCUGACUGUGGUUGGAGCACGAUACAGGGAACGUGGGCAAAUUUCAGCAGCCCCGGUGAGGUCGCAGCGUGAUGGAAAGGAGGGUGUGUCGGUGAAAACGAUACUAACAUCCUUCGUUGUCGGCGUAGGGCACAUGUCAUGGCAUACCUCAAAGGAAGUGGGUAUGACCCCUCACUUUGGCAGUACGAUGCUGUUUGAACGUCCAUAUAGUCAUACCGGAGAGGACGCUGAUGGUGAACGCAAUGUUGUAACUGUUCGACUGCAGAUGCUGGCAGAAUCGUCAAGUAGGGCGAAGUUAGGCUCCCCCGAUCGUGAAGUGGGUGGGAAACAAAAGACAUGUUUGCGAGGGGAGCAGAAAGAGGCUGAGAUGCUUCCCACAUCAUUUGCUCUCCUUCAUCUCAACUGGGACACUGUCCCUGCCGCUGUAAUGGAGAGAAUGAGAGGCUGUUGGCUUCCUCUGUUCACAGCUGCAGCGCAAAUUGAUGGCUCAUACCAUCUUUCCGGAGAAGUGCUCGUCCAGUGGAGUUGGUUUGAUCCCUCUUACGGAUUUUGGCGGUAUGCGCUUCCUCUCUCCGUCAAUCAAAUAUCACCAAUGGAUUGUACAAUGGCAAGUGUCCCACAAAUGUUGGCUGCAUCGGAGGACCACGUGGAGACACCUGCAUCCUCAUUCCCAUCCUACUUGUCAAUUUAUAUUGAUGAAUUUACCUUUUCCCAUAACGUUGUUGUUGAGACACCGCGGAAAGAUACACGAGUAUCGCUUAUCGUAAGCGUUUGCGUGAAUGGGGAAAGGGGACCGCUCAGCCCGCCGUCUCUUACUGCUUCAUCUUGGACGCUUCGGUGCACGGAGGGAGAGGCAGAUUCCCUAAAAGUUUGUUAUGGAGACUGUACCGGCGCAACUCCCUUCGAGACCGAAGGGAAACGCAGCAGGUGGAGAGAAAGAUGUAUACUUCCCUUUUGUUUUCCUGGCGAUGCACAGCAACAGAUAUCUUUUCAACUGCGUCACGGCUGGAGUCCGUUCAGUACGGUUGGCGAGGGAUGGUUAAGUUGGAAGGGCACGCCAUCACAGGGGACUUAUGCUGUUCCUAUCUUUGUAAGCGAUGCAAGCUGCCGCAACAGCAGUGACGAUUACCAACGGUGCGGCGUUUUGAUGGUGUCCGUUGAGCAGGGGCCGCUUCAUUUGAACUCAAUGCAGGUAACUACCACUGUCCCACCUCCCUCAUCCAAUGAGGAAGUGCAAUUCGAUGAUGGGAAAGGCCCUCAGCGUAAGGAAAAGCACAGUGGAAAGCAUGAGGACCAUCACGCGACGGUGGAUGGCAAUCCUUCAUUCAUUGUAUUGGUGGAUCUACGUGUGGACUCAGUUGAGGUUGACGGGUGGAACGUCCUCCCUGAUGAUGGUAACUGCCUGGAGUUGGUGGUUUUGGGAGAUGCUCUGUAUAACAACGGUAAAUCAAAACAAACAGUACGGUUGGAAACGGCAUGUUCUCCUUUCGACGGUGGCGCAACCGGUUGGCAAGGUCUGAUUUGCGUGCAGAAUUCGUCCGAGCUCGAAGUGCACCUCUACCGAAGGACUCAAACGGUGCCGGGUAACUCUGUGGAAAAGAGUGUGAGACAUCGCAUGAUAAGUGGUCGGUUUGUGUUAAAUCUUUUGCCGUCCGAGGAUGGGGGUCUCUGCAGCAACUCCCUCUGCGUCGAGUUGCGGCAACGUCCCAUGCGCCCCAUGACUGCAGACGGCAGUGGCAGUUGGAACUACCCUGUGGGGCAAAUGCACGUGACAUGCCGUCCGCUCUUGCACUCUGGUGUGCUGUACGACCCGCGUAAUGUGUUUUUUCAGCGACAUCUGGGAGUAGAGUUAUUGAAGCUUAAGGGUGUGAUUCACAUGCAAACUGAAGGUGAACGUGCCCGUGGUCGUAGAAAUAGUAAAAGGGGGAGAGGACCGCUUUCAUAUGUUAGUUUGCACUGUGGUGCGGUGACAGUGAAGUCCCUACCCUUCACUCUUCCUUCUCAUCGACACGGAACCUUCAAAGAUGUUGAAAGUAAUGAUGGAAUUGAUUGUAGUGGUGCAUCCACUCCUCACUUCACUGAGCGACUCGUGUGUUCUCCGAACGGUGCUACCGAAGUACGCGUUUCGUUGUAUCUGGAAAACGAUGCGAAGGAACGGAAUGACAAUGCUGUUGAAGCGUCUCCCAUUCACAACCCCUCGGAGACUGGAAAUGCAGAGGAUGAUGAGGUUUACUAUACCAAUGUAUGUCUGCCUGUUGGUGAAGGGGCUGUGAAAAUUCGUGCACCCUCACGUGACGAAGAUGGGUUCAAGAGCGGGGAGGUAAUUCCAAAAGAUAUAUGGGUACCGUUCAAUAGCGCAGAUCCCGGGAGAAACAUUUCUGCACUGCUACGGUAUAAGUGGUUCCAAAAAGUUACAUUUGGUACAUGGCUUUCGUGCAUUGGCUGGCGCUGCACCUCCGCACCUUUACACCGGCCAUCGCUAAUCUUUAGACUCCGAUUUCUGGGUGGUGAGUUGUGCAGUUUGCCACUUGAUUUGUUUGAUCGAGAUUUGCCGGAGCAGGAACCGACGUCGCGACACUGCACUGUGGCUGCUACGGCCGUCAAUGUGGUGCCUUCGCUAAGUAGUCACUGGAGUUUCUCAUACAUUCAACUUCCAACCAUCUGGCCCUUGGGUGGUCGAGUCGAGCGUGUGGAGCUGCACGACUGUGUUACCGAUGGUUUCUCGCUGUUGUUGGGGGUCCAUGAGUGGGACGCGGUGGACACCCAACUCCUCACUGAGUUGGAGGGGCCUACGGUUAGCCAUGAUUCCCUCGAGGCAGUUGGAAAGUUUCCCUCGGCGUCCGGUGCCGGGCAUUGGCUUUCAUUUGGUGAACAUGCGCUCCUCUUCGCGCGAAGCCGCCGUCCGCCAGUGCCAACGCGGUCGAAACGUUUGUUCGUGCCCUUCUGUUGGUGGCCAGUGGUUGCGGAGUUUCACCUCGGCAGUCUCGAUUGUAGUGGCGGAACGGUGGAAGCGGGAAGGUUAGCCAUAAGUUGUGAGGUCAUCCUCGGGCGGUGGCACAAGAACGGGUGGGUGUGGGAGGAAAAUUCACCGACUACACGAGAAGCCUAUGCCUCGCAAGUAACUGUGGAUGCUUGCGCCGCUGCAGUUCAGGCCACUUGGCGUUGUGAUGCAUUUGAUGAAGAAACUUUCAUUCGACAGUUUUCCGUCGAUGAACUGCGACAGGGACGUGAGCGUUAUGCCGUACGAACGAAGCUCGUUUGUAGUGUCGUGCCCACAUGUAGAUUUUCCGGCUCCGAGACUCCUUCCAGUGACGAACAACGUGAGACGCCUACUACCACUUACGUGCUUGAAGCUGUGUCGGCUGUGGAUGAUCAUCUCGCCAACACCAGCGGCAGGGUAUCCCUGAAGUUGGCUGAAUGUGGGGCCCACGUGAACGAAGCGACUGCUGGUGCAAAAGUUGAGGGUUCUCUUACUCUCGCAUGGUCUCUAAAACAUGAUGAAUUGGCGCUUGAAGGAACAAAGGGGGAAUCGACGAAAGUCGGGAGGAUCCUCCACCAACGUAGCGUCUCGGGUAAGUCAAAUGGUAAAGAUAGGGAGGAAAAGGAAACUUCGAAGGUCACGAAGGAGUUACUGCCUGAGUGGGAAGUGGUGUCUGUCGAAGUACGUAACCUAUCCGUUGUGCAGGAUCCUUCACGACAAGCACCAGAGAAACGUGAAAGUUUCGAUGUGCCGGUUGUGGUCCAGUUACUCGCAUCUGAGCGGAGAAGGCAUAAUAGAGAUGGUGAAGGUGGAGCACAAAGCCCUGAGUCACGAAAGAAGAAAUCGACGUCACCCCGCGUGUCAAGUGUCUUUGCUUUAGCAUCUACUAACGCCACACCAGCGCCAGGCGUGAGGCAGUCCUUGUUAAGAGCCAACAUUACACCGAAUUGGCGUCUAGAGGCACACGAGUGGUCGGACCAUCGGAAGGUGUUAAUGAUGUCACUCUGGCAGAUGCUUCCAGGAAGUGAUGCUUGUGCCUAUGCGCUGGGAUCGUUACGGCUUGACUCCGUAGUUCGUAGCGCUUACGAGCAAUUUUCUUCAGGGACGCCGGUAGCUGAAGCAGCAAGGGGUUUAAAGGAAGGAACGUCCCUGGAGCAGGACCUGGUGGUAACAGAUUGGCUUCCACUCAAACGGAGCGAUUUGCUGCAGGAGUAUUGGGGCCUUGCGAGGCUGCAGUUGCGGCCCAAUGUAAAAGCGGCAACGGUGGCUGACGCAUCUGAGAAAAAUAUGUCGCGUGUAUACGAGCACCUCCCCAUUUGCAUCGAGCUGCUCAGCGCGAGCAUAGAUUCAGCUGAAGACGUGAGUAGGUAUGUACAAGAAGGUCGGCUGGGACUUCUAUUUGUCCCUGGAUGCAGAGACAGAAAGGAAGGACGUCCUUUGUACAGUUCGACUCUUUUAUGUAAAGCAGAAAGAGAGGUCAACGCGGAGCGUGAGAUAAAGGGGCAUGGGGAAAAAACAGCCGAAGGUGAAAAUCAGGAUGGAAACUUUUCGUGCUCUCUUAUGGCGACCACGUCAAUCCACACUUUGUUGCUUAGUGGAGAAGUGCAGAGUGGUCAACCUGCAUCAGUUGACGGCGAUUGGCUAGGGCUUUUCGUUUUCUUAAUUGAUCGUGCACAUGAGGGUGAGAGGAUAAAAAAUAAACACUCCUCCCAGCUAGUGGAAAUUGUAGGAAAGGGGGACUGGGGUGAUGUCCUAGCGGUGCAGCGUUUGCAUGUUGGUCAAAUUCCGAAGGAUCAGCCCCGUCUGUCUCUGUUUGGGGAAAGCAAAGAAAACGCACCGACAUUCCUAUCUGGUGAAGUUACUGCAACGUUUAAUUGCGAAUCAUUUAGUGUAUCGCUUCGGCUGCAUAUUGUUAUGCUUCCCCAAGCAACAGAAGCCGUUUCGACCGGUGUUGGAUCUAUGUCUGAUGUGGGUGGAACAUCUCCACAACCGUUGAGGGGAAACUCAGUUUUUCACUGCAUUGCAGAAGGACACGGAGAGGAAAACAGCUUAUUAGGCAACGACGGUGUACUUUGUAUGGUAGAGGGCACUGUCUAUAAGAUAACAGAAGACAGGACAGUUUUCAUGUGGAAUGCGCGGGAUGUGAGCCACGUCCGUCGACCAUCCUCCUGUUCCUCUGGCAAUGCCGUUGCACUUGCCGCAUCACGCGGACGCCCCAGGUGGGUACAAGUCAGUGAAAGCAAGGGGUCUCCGCAACGGCACUCCGGGAAACGGGGGUACGGUCGUUGCAUGGGUCUGACGGUGUGGGCAUACAAGUACGGUAACGACGCAUGCUUCCUCAUCGCGGAGUGCGCGUCACAUCACGUUAUUACUCUGUCUACGUUGCCGAGGCAUGCACCCGAACCACCACCAACGGUUCAGUUACCGCGUGUGAGGAACAGACGGUCCAGGAAGAGGCGAGUCAUCAGCGAGGGAUCCGUUAUUGCUGCUCCCACUCCCCCUUCCUGCGGAUCGCAGCUGCACUGUUACAACCUUCAGCAGCGGCGCUGGAGUGUACUAAAGACAGAAGGAAGUAGCUCUGGAGUAUCCGACAACUGUGGCGCAGCGGCCACGCCCUCGACUAGGCGCAUUUUUCAUUCCACCGUUGAAGUUGAGGGGAAGGUGUGGCUUUUUGGGGGUUGUAAGCUUCGUGGAGAAGUUUGUGGCGCGUCUCUGGAUAGGGUUGGCAUGCGUGUGGCGAAUAGGGUGCUGAUUGCAUCCGAAGCGGCAUUGUCAAAUGAACUUAUGUACCUAGAUCCCAGUAUGCGAGUGUGGCAAAGCGUGCAACCCGUUCCAUCAUGGCAUGAUUUACCGUCUGCCGGUACCGGUCCCUUUCACGGAGUUGCAAGGGUAUCGCUCGGUUUGUUGCCACCCCCUCCUGUAGCGUGCCAUGCAGCCGUACACUGGAUGGGACACAUGUUUGUGUUCGGCGGGCUGUGUGAGUCAUCUUCCAUUAGUGGUAGCCUAGAACCCACUGCAGAACUCUACAUGUUUCACGCAACCCACAUAACUUGGUGGUCACUAUCUCCAAACAAAAGUGCCGAUCUUAGCGGGAGGUUUUUUGAGUGUAAGGGGAAUGGCGGGUGGCCUGCUGCGCGAUAUGGUCACGCUGCUGCCGUCGUACCGGGCCAUCCCCAUGGGGCGUUUCUCAUCUUGGGGGGAGCUAUGAAAGUUGGAAUUGAGUGCUCUUCACAACGCACUAAUGCCUUAGUUGAUUCAGGCCGUUGCGCCCACAGUGAACUUCUUUGGGUGUAUUACCCAGCCCUCGGUUUCUGGCAAAACAUUAGUGUUCCGCUGGGCGUCCCACUGACGCGGCGGGCCUUCGCAUCAUUGCAAGUGGCGCAACUCUCAAGUGCCUCAUGCUCCUUGUAUGCCGUUGUUCUUGACGGAGGGUGUGACGCGGCCCAUGUUGAAACUUGGCUGCAGCGGCGGCGUUCUGAAAAGGAUGAGCAAAAUUUAUUGAAGAAGAAUCUAAACGGGUUACUUGGCGUUGUUUCUGCCUUCGUAAGCGCUCCAUCAUUAGGCACCGCGUGGAUAACAUUGGGGGAGGAGUGCAAGCAGCACAUCCCCAUGACACCCGCGGUAGACGCAUUAUGCGAGUAG